Messenger RNA from Leucoraja erinaceus (little skate), 1809 nucleotides. RefSeq names its product glutathione peroxidase 2-like. Lineage: Eukaryota; Metazoa; Chordata; Chondrichthyes; Rajiformes; Rajidae. The record is from RefSeq and is a predicted model, not a curated record. Gene Ontology annotation, biological process: response to oxidative stress. The transcript has 2 exons. Gene Ontology annotation, molecular function: glutathione peroxidase activity.
CUGCAAUCCACCCUCUGCUCAUGCGAGGUUUGGAUAAUUGCCAAGUUACAGAGGGAGCAGUGUCUGUUUCCUGCUUUUGAACAGGAUUGAGUGCUCGGGAGUUAUUUAGUGCAAAGUCAUCGCAGCGUUUGCAGAAUCCUUUGUUGCUGACGUUUAGCAGUGGGUGCGAUCGCUGCGAGGAUCACGCAAGCCCCAGUUUGCCGCGCACUAUGGCUAAGGCAGUCAAGUCUUUCUACGACCUCACAGCCGUCACCCUGGACGGCGACAAAGUGGACUUCAAUGUCUACAGAGGCAGAGUGGUGUUGAUCGAGAACGUCGCUUCUCUCUGAGGCACGACCACGAGGGAUUACACCCAACUCAACGAGUUGCAGACGCGAUACUCGCAUCGCUUCGUUGUACUGGGCUUCCCUUGUAACCAGUUCGGCUUCCAGGAGAACUGUCAGAAUGUGGAGAUACUUAACAGUCUGAAGUAUGUGCGACCCGGAGGUGGCUAUCAGCCCAACUUCACCAUGUUCCAGAAGUGCGAUGUUAAUGGUGCGGGCACGCAUCCCGUCUUUGCGUACCUGAAGGAGAAGCUGCCUGUUCCUGCCGAUGAUCCCACUUCCUUGAUGAAAGAUCCCAAAUACAUCAUAUGGAGCCCUGUCUGCCGCACGGACAUCUCUUGGAAUUUCGAGAAGUUCCUCAUUGGACCAGACGGAGAACCUUUCAAACGCUACAGUAAAUCAUUUGAAACCAUCCAGAUUGAAGCCGACAUCCAAAGAUUACUUAAAGUAACCAAGUAAAGUUGUAGGGAACCCAAAUUAUCACAUUGCUACACUUUUACCACCGAUGAGAAAUCUGCAUAAUCUUCCAGUGGGCUUGAUUUACACAAACCCUAAAUAAAAUUCAAUUUCAUCUUUUUUACACUUUAACAUUUGGAAAACUGCACUUGUAUCAAUGUGAUAAAUCCAUUCCCAGAGCAGUUUUUGCAAACUUUCUCUUGCCUUUCUGCUAUAAUGGUUAUUACAGACUGAUUUACCUUGUCUUCCACUCCUUUUGAAAUGCUCAUUCAAAGCAAAACUUUGCUGAUGAAUUUGAUCAGUGCUGCAUGUUGUAAUUCUUUCUAUCAAGUUGAUUAUUAGAUAUUUUUGUAAUACUUGGACAUUCUUGUAAUACUACCUCGCUCCUUUCUGCCUUUCAUCUGGAAAUUCCAAAAACUAUUUAUCUGCCUUAAGAGUCAAUAUAAUCUGGGAUUUAGUCUUUUGUGCAUUCAUUAAUGAUUCCAGUACCAAAGAUUUGGUGCAUUAAGGCACUAAAAUUAAAUUAGAACCAUGAAUAUAUUCCACUACUGAUUAGAAACAUAGAAAAUAGUUGCAGGAGUAGGCCAUUCGAGCCUGCACCGCCAUUCAAUAUGAUCAUGGCUGAUCAUCCAACUCAGUAUCCUGUACCUGCCUUUUCUCCAUAUCCCCUGAUCCCUUUAGCCACAAAGGCCACAUCUAAUUCCCUCUUAAAUAUAGCCAAUGAACUGGCAACCACGGUGGCAUUUUUAAACUGUUCUCCAAAAUAAAUUCCUAUGUUUUUUGUCGAAUUUAUAGAUGGUUUUGGGAUAUCAGGAUACAGUCAUACUUUCUUUGAAGUUCUAUGAAACAGUUCUUCCUAUCUUCAGAACUUUACAGAAUGAAGGUACACUCCUAAACCCAAUCUGGAGGAUACCAGAUAAUACAGAAAGUUGCUGAAUUUGUGGGAUGUAACUGUUUGUGACUUCUUGGAAUUGUGUGGUAUUUGUAUAUCAAUAUAAAUGAGCAAUAAAACAAUUGCCUUAAAACAAAA